AUGGCGUCUACUGAUCUAAGAGCUGAGCUGGAAUGUUCCGUCUGUCUGAACAUUUAUACAGAUCCUGUAAACCUGAAAUGCGGACACAACUUCUGCUGGGUCUGUAUUAAUCGAGUGCUGGAUACACAAGAGGGGUCUGGAGAUUACUUCUGUCCUUUAUGCAGAAAAAGGUUCAGGAGCCGUCCUGUACUGCACAGGAAUGUAACACUGCGUAACAUAGUGGAGAAUUGCCUGUCUGUUCCGACAGAUGAGGAGGAGUCCGGGGUCGUCUGUACUUACUGUGUGGACUAUCCUGUACCUGCUGUUAGAUCAUGUCUACACUGUGAGGUUUCUUUGUGUGAUAAACACUUGAGAGUCCACAAAAAGUCCCCAGAACACAUCUUAUGUGACCCCACCUUGUCCAUGGAGAGCAGGAAAUGCUCCGUCCACAACAAGAUCCUGGAGUAUUACUGCACUGAGGAUGGUACCUGUAUUUGUGUGACCUGCCGAUUGGAUGGAGAACAUCGAGGACAUCAGGUGGAAAUGUUGGAUGAGGCUUCUGAGAAGAAGAAGGAGACACUGAGGUAUGUUCUGUCAUAUCUUCUGACAAAGAGAGAGGAGACGGAGAAAAGGGUCCAGAGUCUGCAGGAACACAGGAGGAAAGUAGAAGAAGAAGCAGCUGGUGACACCGAGAGAGUCACUGUCCUGUUUAGAGAUCUCAGGAGACGUCUGGAAGAUCUGGAGAAGAGAGUCCUGAGGGAAAUCUCCGGGAGGGGAGCUGCAGACAUAUUACUGGAUGUAAACACAGCUGGUAAUAAGCUUCAUAUAUCAGAUGACAGGAAAAUGUUAUCCUGGUCAGAUAGGAACCAGAAGCGCCCAGAAACACCAGAGAGAUUUACAGAUUAUCCUCAGGUGUUGAGCAGUCAGAGUUUCUCCUCAGGGAGACAUUACUGGGAUGUGGAUGUCGGGGGAUCGCUAUUCUGGAGGGUCGGGAUGUGUUACCCCAGUAUGGACAGGAACAUUUUGCAGGCAGGAAUAGGAAAGAAUAACAAGUCCUGGGGUUUUCUCAGAUCUGGUAGUCGGCAUUUUGUGAGACAUGACAGCAAAGAGACCCCCUUACCUGCCAAUGUCUCCAGUAAGAGAGUCAGGAUAGAUCUGGAUUAUGAGGCUGGGCGAAUCUCCUUUUAUGAUCUGUGUGAUCCAAUCCGACACCUCCACACCUUCACCACCACCUUCACUGAGCCCCUUCAUGCUGGGUUAUGUUUAUGUAAAGGUUGUAUAAAGAUAUGUGGAGGGAAUUAG
Molecule: messenger RNA, 1281 nt
Organism: Rana temporaria (common frog)
Lineage: Eukaryota; Metazoa; Chordata; Amphibia; Anura; Ranidae
Product: tripartite motif-containing protein 14-like
Exons: 2
Coding region: 1-1281 (426 amino acids)
Molecular function (GO): zinc ion binding; protein binding
Source: RefSeq, a predicted model, not a curated record